This is a messenger RNA of Rhineura floridana, 5713 nucleotides long. RefSeq names its product anoctamin-7-like. Bases 357 to 3380 code for a protein of 1007 amino acids. Lineage: Eukaryota; Metazoa; Chordata; Lepidosauria; Squamata; Rhineuridae. Gene Ontology annotation, molecular function: chloride channel activity; protein dimerization activity. Gene Ontology annotation, biological process: chloride transmembrane transport. The transcript has 23 exons. The record is from RefSeq and is a predicted model, not a curated record. Gene Ontology annotation, cellular component: plasma membrane.
UCCCUGCUGCUCCAGCCUAUUUCCAUAGCUACGCAGCAGAAGGACCUGCACGUGGGGGGACGGCACGGCUGCCAGCUCACAGCUGCCCUCCUGCACCAGGCAAUACGGUAGCUCGCCGCCGCCUCUGACAUCACCUCUCCAUCUCCUCUGCUGGACCGAGGAUGCUGCGCCGCCAAGGGGAAGCGGGCACGGCCCCGGGCCAGGGGCAGGGCUGAGCCGGGGGGAGGCGAGGGAGACGCGCUGGCUGCGGAGCCCUCCGGGACAGCGCGGGCUUCUCUUCUGGCGCACGGCCCUCCCCAGGCGCUGAAGCGACGGCCGCUGGGCCGUGAUGCCUCCGCGUGCCGCCGCCAAGCACCAUGAUGCGCAAGAAAGUGCCCGGCUCCGAUGGUCAGGCCACCAGUUUGCUCAUCGGCCUGGGAGAGAGCCCCUCCGGCCCCUUUACCGACCUCGGCGCGGUCCCGAAUGGGCCCCCCGGUGACACCUUCGAGGAGGGGGAGGAGGAGGACCCCAUCUACGUUUACAGCAAUGACAGUUAUGGCUGUGCGGGUGGUUCCCCUGGUACCUACUUCAGAGAUGGGAAAACGAAGAUUGACUUUGUGCUGGUCUGGGAAGAGAAGCUGCGGCCCGCGAAGAAGAGGCGGAGCAAGGAGCCCCGCUGGGGAGGCGAGAGGGCAGGGGGCCAGGGGGCCCGAUGGGAGGUGGCCCGCGGGCGCCACGAGCGAUGGAAGCAGAAGUUCCUCAGGAACCUGCAGAGUGCCGGCCUCUUGAUGGAGAAGGAGGAGACCCUGAGCGAGCGCAAGGGCAUCCACUACCUGAAGCUGAGCGCCCCCUGGGAGGUGCUGGUCUACUACGCAGAGGAGCUGUGCCUGCGAGCACCUCUCCAGGCCCACCCCAAUCCAGACAGGAACAGCUCAGACGAUCUGCUCCGGAAGCUCCGCCUUCCCAACGUCAUGGCCCAGCAGGUCCCCAAGAAGCCCGUCGACUACUACACCUGUGCCUUCCGCAAGUCCAAGCUGGGCAAGUUCCUGGGCAGCGACUUGCAUGAUUCCUACUUCACCAACACACAAAGGCAUCGCAUCGUGUACGAGAUCUUGGCCCGGACCAUCUACGGGAAGCGGAAGCAUGCUGAAAUUGGCAUUGACCGGCUGCUGAAUGAAGGGAUCUACGCUGCAGCCUUCCCAUUGCAUGAGGGCCCCUUUGAGCUGCCCGAUUAUGAGGUGCUGAGCGAGGAGUUGAAUCCCCGGCAGAUCUUGUACCGCUUCUGGGCUCAGUGGCGCUGCUGGUACAAGUACCAGCCCUUGGACCACAUCCGAGAAUACUUUGGGGAGAAGGUGGCCAUCUACUUUGCUUGGCUAGGAUUCUACACGGCUUGGCUCCUCCCAGCUGCGGCUGUUGGCACUUUGGUGUUCCUGGCAGGCCUGUUCACCAUGGGGACAAACACGCCAGCGCAAGAGACCUGCAGCAGCGGGGGCCAGUUCCUCAUGUGCCCCCUGUGUGACACCUGCGGCAACUGGAACCUCUCCGAGAUUUGCCCCAUGGCGAAGGUGGGCUACCUCUUUGACCACCCAGGGACCGUCUUCUUCAGUAUCUUCAUGUCCUUUUGGGCUGUGACCUUCCUGGAGUACUGGAAGCGGAAAAAUGCAACACUCGCCCACCACUGGAACUGCAUGGACUUCCAGGAGGAAGAGGCAAGUAGGAGAUGGAUCUGGGCCCGCCUGGCCUCUCCUAACCCUUCCGUGUGCUGGGGGAGAGCCUGGCCAGCGUUUCCUGUGGCAGGCAAAGGCAGAGGAAGCCCUGCAGUUCCAGCCACCAGAUGGCGCCAGUCGACAACAAACAGGCACGCAGUGCACCCUCCCCAGCAGCCUCAUGCCCUGGGCGUGCUGGUGCCUCGGCAGGGGUUUGCCCACUGCACACACACCCUUCUGCCUGCCUGGACAUGGGCAAGGGGCGCUGGUCUGUGGCAGAGCAUCUGCCUUGCAUGCAGAACGUCCCAGGUUCUCCAGGAGCAUCCCCGGCCAGAGUUUGCUGCAAUGGCUCCCUGCAUGGAACAGAACCCCAUCACGGGGGUGAAGGAGCCUCACUUGCCCGCACGCGACCGGCUGUCACGCAUCGUGACGGGUUCCAUGGCUGUCAUCGUCAUGCUCUGUGUGGUGAUGAUCUUCUUGGUGUCAGUGAUCAUGUACCGUGGGAUUGUCAGCACUAUGAUGUACCACACGGGGAAUGCAGUCUUAGUGACCCAGGCAGGGAACAUCGCCAACAUCAGCAGCUCCAUGGUGAACCUGGUGCUCAUCCUCCUCUUGAGUCAGGUCUACACCUCUCUGGCUGAGAAGCUCACCAGGUGGGAAAUGCACCGAACGCAGACCCAGCACGAAGACGCCUUCACCUUCAAAGUCUUCAUCUUCCAGUUUGUGAAUUUCUACUCCUCCCCUUUCUAUGUAGCUUUCUUCAAAGGCAGGUUUGUCGGGUAUCCUGGCCAAUAUGGAAAACUCCUGGGCAUGAGGAAUGAAGACUGCGGUCCUGGUGGGUGUCUAAUUGAACUGGCCCAGCAGCUGUUCAUCAUCAUGGUUGGGAAGCAGAUUGUCAGCAACAUCCAGGAGUUUCUUAUUCCGAAGCUGAAGUCUUGGCGCCAGAAGAGGAAGCUGGCCCGGGUGCGAGGGGCCCAGAUCUGCCAGGAGCCCAAACCGUGGGAGGAGGAUUAUGAGCUGAUUGAGUGUGAAGGCCUCUUUGAGGAGUACCUGGAGAUGGUGCUCCAGUUUGGCUUCAUCACCAUUUUCGUGGCCGCCUUCCCGCUGGCCCCGCUCUUUGCGCUGCUCAACAACUGGGUCGAUAUCCGCCUGGACGCCCAGAAAUUUGUCUGCGAGUAUCGGCGCCCAGUGGCCGAGCGUGCCCAGGACAUCAGCGUCUGGCUCCUCAUCCUCGAUGUCCUCGCCCAAAUCUCCGUCAUUGUCAAUGCCUUCCUCAUCGCCUUCACGUCUGACUUCCUGCCACGCCUCCUGUACCAAUAUGAGUAUGACAGCCACCUCCACGGCUACGUGAACUUCACCCUGGCCUACGCCCCGCCCAGCUAUGUGAACAGCAACCAUACCAUGUGCCGUUACAAGGCCUUUCGUGAUGCCCAUGGAAGCCAAACCCUUUUCUACUGGAAGCUGCUGGCCAUUCGCCUGGGCUUCAUCAUUGCCUUUGAGCACGUGGUCUUCUUCUGCCUGCACCUCAUAGGCUGGCUGGUCCCAGAUGUCCCUGAGUCCCUGGAGGUGAAGAUCAAGCGGGAGCGCUACCUGGCCAAGCAGGCUCUGGCUGACAACCAGGAUGUGUUGCUGACGGUGAGUGGCGACUCCUCUCCCUCACCAGCAAGCAGCUUUUUACCCGACAGUGUGAACUAGCAUCCCUUGGCAGGGGCAGAGGUGGGAACACUGCCUGUUGGUUUCCCCACUGCUUGUGACCAUGUGCGUUGGCUCCGCUGUAGGGCGAGAAGAGUUGGAAAAGGGCGAUUGAGGUAUGGAGAAAGGAGGCCUUUAAAGGUUUAUAGAGGGGGAGCCCUUCUGUUCGUAAAAGCAGCAACAAGUCUUGUGGGACUUUUAAAGAAUUGGAAGGUGGACAAGAGCCGCUGUGCUUGUGGGACGCAGAGGGUCACAUGCUGUUUGACACACACACUGACACAUGCUACAACAACGGCUGCUUUGCCUCCUUGGCUGUCCUGAGACACUCAACCUCCAGCUUCUCGCUUUCCCCUCUGGAUCUUUCUCCUACUACCCAGAAAUGGACCACAGGGACCGCGGGGAUUGUGCAUUUCCAAACCUCUCACACUGAAUUCCUUCCCAGUCCAAAGGGAAGGGCUUAUCUUUCUUCCAAGGUCUCUGGGGACAGUUUUCUUGUGUGCCCACCUCCCACCCAAGGCAGUUACCUCCCAGAAACUUCUGCUUCUCUUUAGAACAGCAAUGGGAAUUUCAGCAGCGGAUUCUUCAGAGCCAAGGAGAGAGGAGGCCAGAGUUGUUGCCUUCACAGGCUAGGCUUUCUGGAAAUAGUUUAGCUGUGCUCAGAUUCCCCCACUGGGUCUCUGCUGAAAGGGAUUCCCCCCAAAAUAUUGAUCCAGUGUGUGAGAGGGCCAUUUGCCACUGGUGCCAGCUGCUUCCAUAAGUCAUACGUUCAUCUUAAAAUGUUUGGAACAUGUGUACUCUAGGCACACCAAAAAGCACCCUUUGUCCACAUGAAGGACAGUCGGUGCAGUUUUCCUCAGCAUUUUGGCCUCAGAAACCUGCCUGUGCUUUCCUUGCUAGAAGUGUGGGCAUGGGUGGUAGUACAGAGGCCGCCCUUUACCACAUUGGAAACUUGCAGAAAUGGUAUUCUCCAAAGAGCAUUACAGUGUUUGUGCUUGUGAAUGUGGCAACAUGGGUUGAGGCUGCAGGAAACCCAAAGACAUAGACAAGAGGGUGGAUCUUUGGAGUGUGCACAGCUGAACAUUUAUCAUGUUUUUAUCCUGAUCUGCCUGUCCAAGGGGAGGCAAGGAGGAGGAAUGAGAUUGGAAGCAGGAUCCCUCCUCAAAAAAAGCAUCACAAGGCAACCUGGGCUCCUUCCACACUAGCCCUAGAGAAAAGGCAUCCUUGGGUGACCCACUUUUCAGGGAGCACCCACACAACAUUCCUGUCAAAUUUUUGCAUUCCUGUGUUUUCUGUGCUGUUCUCCCCCAACCUGAUCUGUGGCCAUAUUUUUUUGGUCAAUAAAAUGCAAUGGCAGCAUCAGGCUGGCCUGGAUCAAAGUGCAGCUCAGGCUAUUUGGGGCUUCUUUGCCUUUAAUUAGAAGCUUCCUCUUUGUGCUUUCUGCCCUUUUUGUUGUUCAGCAGCACUCCUGUUCCUAUUCAGCCUCUUCAGAAGCCUUAUGUCAAGGGUUGUGUGGGACUACCGUUUUAAUUCCAUGUCCUCUUGACUGCGGAAAAGCAAUGUCCCAAUAGCUCUAAAGGACCCUCAAGUGGAGGACCCUCAGUGAGCUUCAUGGCUAACCAGGAGAUUUGAACCUGGAUCUGCAUCUAGCACCCUCUACACUAACGCUGUGAUUUAGCUGGCCUGGAAGGCAGAAAAUACUCCAAGAGAGAGAUGCCAGCCCUUAGGGGCCACUUGGGCCCUCCGGAGCAGCCGCAGCCACAAACAAGUUUCUGCCGCGUGGGCAGUGGAACUGAAAGAAGCCAGGAAAGGAACAGCUGGGAUCUGGUAGUGGAAUCACAUGUCCUGACUCUUCAGAGGAGAGGAUCCUGCCCUUUUUGGAGUUAAGAUCAUGGGUUUUCUGGCUGGCCGUUCUUUCGUGCUGUCAAAGUCGCCCGCUGCCUUUCCCUUUCCCUCCACCGCUCAUCUGCCCACCAGGGAUGUGUUGCUUUUACAGGUUGUAGGAGAAACAGGCGUGAGGAGGAUCCUUAUGAGAUGAGCUUCCCCUGCUGUCAUUGCCCUGCAAAUGAGCAGACUUCGGAUUCCCAACUCCGCCUCCCCUUGCCCUUUCAACUCCAAGCCACAGUCCUUUCUGUGAGAGCAGCAGGAGUGGGGGAGAGAGAUUGCAGGGGCAGAGGCGGCACCCCUCCCCCCUCGUGUGGGCUUGCUGCUGAUCUAGGGCCACAGGGUGCAGCAUGUCAACCUUUCAUUAGCAUGGCUGCUUGGCACCAAUCCCACCCACUUCCUCUCCCUGCACGUUCAUCCCCCAGAGCUGCCCUCCUGGUGCAACCAGAAUUGAC